AUGUCAAAUCCAUUGAAAGAGCCAAAAGAAGAUACCCCAGGAACUGCUCGUCACAUGAGGGAAGAUAAUGAGUAUGUUCGGCUUGUUGUGGCUCAUGAAGCUGCUCCAGCUGAAACCGUUUCGCCAAUAUCUCAAUCCGAGAUUCGGAGUAAAAAACUGAUGUGGUGGUUUAAAGCUUUGGGGAUAUGUGCACUUACUCUCUUGCUCACACUUAUUUUCGCCAAAUGGGGAGUUCCUUUUGUAUUCCAAAAGGUUCUUAUUCCAAUAUUGCAAUGGGAAGCAACUGCUUUUGGCCGUCCUACGCUCGCGAUUGUUCUUGUUGUUUCUUUAGCUCUGUUCCCUGUGUUCUUGAUACCUUCUGGUCCAUCCAUGUGGUUAGCUGGGAUGAUUUUCGGUUAUGGUCUCGGUUUCGUUAUAAUCAUGGUUGGAACCACUGUUGGCAUGGUUCUUCCUUACCUAAUCGGGCUAAUGUUCCGUGAACGCCUCCAUCAAUGGUUAAAAAGGUGGCCUCGUCAAGCUGCUGUUCUUAGACUAGCUGCAGAAGGAAGCUGGUUCCAUCAGUUCAGAGUCGUGGCAAUCUUUCGGGUUUCGCCGUUUCCUUACACGAUUUUCAACUACGCAAUCGUCGUGACAAGCAUGAGAUUCUGGCCUUACUUGUUUGGUUCCAUAGCAGGAAUGAUACCAGAAGCUUUCAUCUACAUCUACAGUGGUCGGUUGAUCAGAACAUUCGCGGAUGUGCAAUACGGACAUCAACGAUUGACAACAGUGGAGAUUGUGUACAACGUGAUCUCCUUAAUCAUUGCGGUUGUGACCACUGUGGCUUUCACUGUGUACGCUAAAAGAGCUUUGAGAGAGCUUCAAAACGCGGAAGCUAACGAAGAUGAAGAAGUUCAGGUAAGAAAACAGGCGAGAUUUGAGAUGAAGAACGUUGUUGAACAAGAAGAUAGUAAUCAUCGGCGUUUGGGUUCUUCUCACGCAUUGCCCUAA
This is a messenger RNA of Thlaspi arvense, 987 nucleotides long. The record is from the annotation of a GenBank genome assembly. Lineage: Eukaryota; Viridiplantae; Streptophyta; Magnoliopsida; Brassicales; Brassicaceae.